CUGCUCCCCGCGCAGACGUCGCUGGAGUACGCGCUGCUAGACGCCGUCACCCAGCAGGAGAAGGACAGCCUGGUCUACCAGUAUCUGCACAAGGUGGACGGCUGGGAGCAGGACUUGGCAGUGCCCGAGUUUCCGGAAGGAUUAGAAUGGCUGAACACAGAAGAGCCUCUUUCUGUCUACAAGGAUCUAUGUGGAAAAGUGGUCAUCCUUGAUUUCUUCACCUACUGCUGCAUAAACUGUAUUCACCUAUUGCCUGAUCUCCACGCAUUAGAACACACAUACUCUGAUAAAGAUGGUCUUCUGAUUGUUGGUGUUCAUUCAGCUAAGUUUCCAAAUGAAAAAGUCCUGGAUAACAUAAAGAGUGCUGUUCUUCGAUACAAUAUCACCCACCCUGUGGUUAACGAUGCAGAUGCCAGCCUUUGGCAAGACCUAGAAGUUUCCUGCUGGCCAACUCUGGUCAUACUUGGACCCCGUGGAAACAUGUUGUUUUCUUUGAUUGGAGAGGGACACAAAGAUAAAUUAUUUUUGUAUACUUCAAUAGCUUUAAAGUAUUACAAAGACAAGGGACAGAUCAGAGAUAAUAAAAUCGGAAUAAAACUCUACAAAGAUUCUCUGCCACCUUCACCAUUGCUAUUUCCUGGCAAAGUAACAGUAGACCAUGUUACAAAUAGAUUGGUAAUAGCAGACACUGGACAUCAUAGAAUUUUGGUUGUUUGGAAGAAUGGACAAAUUCAAUACAGCAUUGGAGAGAAACCAGCAAUUGACCUAGAAGCUGAGAAGGUGAGCACCGUAGCUGGCAUUGGAAUUCAAGGUACAGAUAAAGAAGGUGGAGCAAAAGGAGAACAGCAACCCAUUAGUUCCCCUUGGGAUAUAGUUUUUGGAACAUCAGGUUCAGAGGUCCAAAGAGGUGACAUUCUGUGGAUAGCCAUGGCAGGGACUCAUCAGAUAUGGGCACUUCUACUGGACUCUGGCAAACUGCCAAAGAAAAAUCAGUUAAAAAAAGGAACCUGCCUUCGGUUUGCUGGAAGUGGAAAUGAAGAGAAUCGAAACAACGCAUAUCCUCACAAGGCAGGUUUUGCCCAACCUUCAGGCCUUUCUCUGGCCUCUGAAGAUCCCUGGAGCUGCCUGUUUGUAGCCGACAGUGAGAGCAGUACAGUGAGAACUGUCUCGCUGACAGAUGGGGCAGUGAAGCACCUCGUAGGAGGAGAAAGAGAUCCCAUGAACUUAUUUGCUUUUGGUGAUGUUGAUGGAGUAGGAAUCAGUGCAAAGCUUCAGCACCCACUUGGAGUAGCAUGGGACAAGAAAAGGAAUUUACUUUAUGUGGCAGACUCCUAUAAUCACAAGAUUAAAGUUGUGGAUCCAAAAACAAAAAACUGUACAACAUUAGCAGGAACUGGAGACACAAAUAAUGUUAUCAGUUCUACUUUUACCGAGUCAACUUUUAAUGAACCAGGAGGCUUGUGUAUUGGAGAAAAUGGUCAGUUAUUAUAUGUAGCAGACACCAAUAAUCAUCAAAUUAAAGUGAUGAAUUUAGAAACAAAAACGAUUUCUGUGGUAAGCAGUGAAUGGCUUCUUCAAGGACAGAUGCCAUCUGGAGGCAUAGAGAACAUUUCUAAUCAACCAACAAUUUCCCUACAGAUUCCCGGUGAUUGCUUGUCACUUGAAACCGUUGUAUCAGUGCGUGUGUUUCUUUAUUACUGUAGUGCAGACAGCAGUGCUUGCAUGAUGAAGGGAGUUUUGUUCAGUCAGCCCUUACAAAUAACUGAUACACAACAAAGUUGCAUAGCUCCAAUAGAGCUCAGGUAUGUAUUUUAGCAAUCUAGCUAGCAACUCAUCGCUACAGCCCUCUGUCCUCCAUACUUGCCAUCACUGUAUCUUAGGAGAAAAAACUUCAUUUCUGCCUCUGGAUACCAAGACACCCUUUGCUCAGUUCUAGCAACUGGUAUUGAAAUAAAGUCAUGCUCCUUAUUUACAUUUUUAUUAUAAAUGAAUUCCUUCAUUCUGGCUAUGUACUAGCUAAGUCACUGACCAUCAUUUGAACCAUGAUAUUGUAAUCUAUGCUGCUAUUUGGCACAGGACUGAAGUCCACACGAUAGUAGAGAAUAUAAUAAGAUAAUUUGCAGUGAACACUGAUAAUAAUCAUACCAGAUAAUUUAACUAACUUUUUCUACCUUUAUAAAUAGUAAUCACAUUUGAACGUGUAAAUUUCACAGUAACUUUAGGCAGAACAUUAGCUCCAGUCCACGUUUAUGUAUAGACACCUGCCACUCAAAGCAUAAAGUCUAUUAUAAGCCAAAAAAAGAGUCUUCCCAUUACAGUAGAAGCUUAAAGAGUACCUGGGUGGUAAAUAUGAUUUUUAUUCUCUUCUGUAAUUUUCUCAGUUGAGAUAUCGUUAAAAGAAAGUUUUGAUCUAUUUUUAUAAUAAAUUAUGUGUUGUUUUAACAUA
This is a messenger RNA of Galeopterus variegatus (Sunda flying lemur), 2446 nucleotides long. RefSeq names its product NHL repeat containing 2 (gene NHLRC2). The transcript has 10 exons. Gene Ontology annotation, molecular function: protein binding. The record is from RefSeq and is a predicted model, not a curated record. The annotation marks the transcript as partial. NCBI's taxonomy places the organism in Eukaryota, Metazoa, Chordata, Mammalia, Dermoptera, Cynocephalidae.